UACACUCGGUCGAUGGAUCAGCAACAGUUGAUCGCCAGCGUCCACCCGGUGCAUACACAGCUCCAAGAAUCCCAAUCCUUUCAAGCAACACACCGUGCUCACCUAAAGGUUUCCGAAAUGAACUCCGUAACCGUACUCGCCAUCUUCGCCGCCUCCUUGGCCUUCUGUGCCGGCGAUGUGUCGCACUUGUCGCGCAGCUAUCUGCCUCCUUUAAGCGGCGGGUACUCCGGCUACUCCUCGUAUCCGUCGUACUCGAGCGGAUCUGGUUAUUACUCGGGCGGCGCUAGCUAUGCCUCGCCGAUCAUCUCGUCCAGCUACAAGAACUACGCGGUGCCGCAGUACACCACCUAUGCCACGCCCUCGCGCACCUACUUGCCCGCGGAUGCGGGCUACACCGGCUACUCCGGCUACUCGGGCUACUCCGGCUACAAUGGAUUGGACACCAAGUACGGCAGCAAUGGUGGCUACGUCUACUAGGCGCUAAUCCAAUUUUCGGGAGGUCAGCAGCAAUGGAGCCAGCAGACAAACUAUAUAUUCCUCUAAUCUUUUUUUUUUCUUGGCUAAGCAAUUUUGUUUAAUGGCUACUAAAUAUUUUCGAAUGCUUAAUGACG
Drosophila mauritiana is the source of this 611-nucleotide messenger RNA. RefSeq lists its product as uncharacterized. Bases 13 to 477 code for a protein of 154 amino acids. Lineage: Eukaryota; Metazoa; Arthropoda; Insecta; Diptera; Drosophilidae. The transcript has 2 exons. The record is from RefSeq and is a predicted model, not a curated record.